Molecule: messenger RNA, 3355 nt
Organism: Amoebophrya sp. A120
Lineage: Eukaryota; Dinophyceae; Syndiniales; Amoebophryaceae
Source: the annotation of a GenBank genome assembly
AUGUUUCUCGAGAUGGAUCGGCGGGCGGAGAGGUUUUUGGAAAGCGUGUUUCACAACUUCAAGACCGCUAGUACAGAAGAAACAAGUAGUAGAGGCGCCCCAGCAGCUGCACCGGGACCAGCCGCAAGCGCAGUGAGCCAUCCCACAAUGGAUGCAGCCAACAAGAUUACUGUGCUGAUUCAGUCUCUGAUGGAGAGCUUCUGGCCAGUUUUCGGGGUUUUGAACUUCGCUCCCUGGAACGCGGCCUCGCUUUCGAAAACCGCAAACGCACACUGGUUACGGAAAUUCUGCGCGUCAACUUGCGUCAAAGCACUCUCCCCAUUGCAACACGAGGUGGAUGCUCUCGAGGCGCAGCCCUGGGCGCGAGUUCUGGACCCCGGGUAUCGGCUCCCGGAGAAAAUUAUGCGUGCGAUUAAGAAAACGGUGGAUAAUUUGCGGAAACUGUCCCACGAUCUCAAGGAACAAGAGCAACCUGCUCGCUGGUCGCCGUUUUCUUCUGACAAAAACCCUUUUGAAUUUUUCAGCUGGUUCACCCCCUCAGGAGGUCGUGCUUCUGUGUCCUCAGUUGGUGAAGACCAUGCUACUCCUGAUGCGCACAGACACGGCCCUCCAUCAGCAGUCGUUACCGCGAACAAGAUGACAAAGUUGCACCUCCUCCACCUGCUUGCCAGAAUCGAAUUUCUGCUCUUCUUCAAGGGGCCCUGCCCGACAUAUGGGCAUUUGGUGCCGGCAGAGGGCUUUAUCCACCCGUCCAAGUCCGCAGACCCCAACGCCGAGUUUCUGCUAUGCAUCCCGCAGAUCGACGCGAGUCCGUCCAUGGUGGGGCACCACUGGGUUCAUCUAGCGUCGUGGCCGGACAACAGAGCAUUGUAUGCGCUCGCGGAAAAACACCGGUUUCAAGAAUACGGUGAAAAUAACAGCAGCUGGAUCGGAGAGCAAAAACAAAAAACCUUACCUGACCUAGACAAGUUUCUCGAGCAGAGCAUGCACAGACACCAGAGGCAACGAGCAUUGCGGAUGACUACAAACUCUCGCUCUCGAGCAGCAGGUGAGACCACGAGUCCUCUUCUGCAGAAAUGCAGCGCAGCCGCUCCGGCAGGAUCAGAAUCACAAGAAUUACGCACGUCAGAUGAAGCGGACGAACUGAUUGACUACAUCAUCGACGUCGGCGCCAACAUCGGGUCUGUCGCCCUCUAUUUCGCUGCCCGGGGCUACCACGUGAUCGCCGUUGAGCCGCUUCCCUCAAACGUGGCUUAUCUAAAGGCCAGCCUGGCGGCAAACCGACUGGAGGACCGCGUGAAAGUCGUGCAGGCGGCGUUGUCAUCUUCGAAUGCUUCAGGUGGAGCUGUAACAAGACAAGGCGGCACAACUAGAGAAAAAAUGUCUUCCAAGGAAGAUGAAGAUGAUCCACCUUUUGUUUUCCUCGAAGACCCCAAGGACCCGGGUAUCGGCGUACUGGUGGACAAAGCCUUGCACGAAAAAUUCCUUACCAACGUCACUUACGACGCGCAGCAGGAUGUUUACCGCAGGGUCAAGCGGUGGACGGUUGAGGACUUGGAUCAAGCAGUGUUCGGUGGGAAGCCUCUGUCGCGGGAAGAAGCCGAAAAGGUGGUGGCCGAGUUUGACAGCGGUGAGCGAGAAUCACUGAACCCGUUUCAACGACCCCUCAAGGUGCAUAGCUUGUUGCUCGCAGGAGAAGCAGAUGAAAGGGGGACCUCCGCCGUCUCUGAGGGCAACCACACCGCUGGAGAAGCACCCUCUGGUGCAGCAGCUUCGAGCCGUAAUCGAACUACCUCAUCUCUAGCCGUGCGUCGUCUGGACGAGGUGGUAGAAACGGUGCUGGCUGAAGAUGAGAGGACCAGAAAAGCCGAGAAAUUGUGCGCAACAGCUGCAGCUCCAGCUGAUGGUCAUGGUGAUAAUUCAACAGCAGCAGAAGGAGCAGGAGCACAUAGUGGAGUUGCACAUGAUCGUGUAGAUCAAGGUUUAAUACGACAGCCUGCUGACCGUCACAGGCCGCCGAUCUUCCGCCUGCUAAAAAUCGACACAGAAGGCCACGACACCGAGGUCCUGGAAGGGGCGAGAAAGUUUCUUGCGAAAAACAAGCCGGUCCUUUUCGUCGAGCACAAUGUUCUGAAUGCGCAAGUGAAGCGCCAGCGGGACCCGGGAGUCCAGACAGAUCGCUUUUUUCAAGCGCUCAGUGCGGUCUCAGGAAGAUCCGCUGAAGAUGAUGAUGGUGCCUUACGGCGCGAGGCGGUGAGGGAGGAAGGGAAAGUUGGUGUCGAAGUUGCCAUGCAAAAGCAAGAUCAUGUUGCGAAUGCGAUAGAAGACUUCGGAAUUUACGAGGAGAUGUUUGACAACACGGUGGGACAGAAUUCUGAACACGUCGUCAUGAGUCCAGAUGGACAAUCCUUCACACGGAUUUCCACGUUUGACAAGCUCAUGCUAGAGACGCCUCAGAAGUUGCCGUCCAGAAGUUUGAGCAUUGCAACCGCAGCUGAUACAGAAGAACCGGCACAGACAGGAGGGGCAAAUCCGCAGCACAACAAACAUCAAGCUCUUGGUCUUGCUAUACAAACCGACGAAAUUACCCAAAAGCUGGAACUGGACACGGUGCUGGCCACGGACUGUGUUUGGAAAAAUGCACAAAACGACCCACGCGCACAGGUCAGGAAAAUCGACGUUGCUGAAACCACGACCACGCCCACUGCUGCAAGAACUACGUCCUCAACGAAGGGCAAAAGGAAUCCACUGCAGCAAGCAGUGGUCGCUUGUGCAAACCAGUGCGUCCGAAAAGUCCACGAUGGGUUCCACUGCUGGCAGGUCACGACGAUAAACGAAAAUCGCGACAGCACUGACAAGAAAUCGUUCUCCUGCACCCUGCUGCCUCGCUCUGCCUGCGCCGGCGGGCUCGUCAGGAAAGAGGAGGUGGUCAUAGCGGAUCGGGAUCGCAAGUCAUCCGAAGAUUCCGGCACGACAACGUCCGGUGAAAACGCGCCAGCACAGCGAAAAGAUGAUGAUCAUCAUCAACAUCUCCACACCUCACACGAAGACCCGGCAGCACCCGCCUUUAAGGUCGUGAAGUACCCGGGCGGCACCUGGCGGUACAUGCGUAGUGAGGAGGAAACGAAGAAGCUCGACAAGCUCCACAGACUGUGGGACCCGGUCAUGCCGGUCUUAGACUGUCCCCUGACGGCGCUGCAAGCCAGAACAGACUUUGACCUGUUGGACGACGUGGGAGUUGUACUCGAUAAUGUCGCUGUCGCAGGCACCAUUGGUGGCGACCUAGUUGUGUGGCCUUAGUGGUCCUCGUCGAGGACCUCAAAAGGUAGAAAGAAAGCAUGCCUGCCGGGACAAG